Molecule: messenger RNA, 1387 nt
Organism: Enhydra lutris kenyoni (northern sea otter)
Lineage: Eukaryota; Metazoa; Chordata; Mammalia; Carnivora; Mustelidae
Product: prostaglandin F receptor
Exons: 2
Coding region: 88-1188 (366 amino acids)
Biological process (GO): adenylate cyclase-activating G protein-coupled receptor signaling pathway; positive regulation of cytosolic calcium ion concentration; inflammatory response
Cellular component (GO): plasma membrane
Molecular function (GO): prostaglandin F receptor activity
Source: RefSeq, a predicted model, not a curated record
GUCCGGACUGCAAGCCUGCACUGUGCUGAGAGAGAGAUGACUUGAGUGGCCAGCAUCUUUUUUUUUUUUUUUUUAAGCUCCACAACAAUGUCUAUGAACAAUUCCAAACAGCCAGUAUCUCCUGCAGCUGGGCUCCUUUCCAAUACAACUUGCCAGACGGACAACCGGUUUUCGGUAUUUUUUUCAAUCAUCUUCAUGACAGUGGGAAUUUUAUCAAACAGCCUUGCCAUUGCUAUUCUCAUGAAGGCCUAUCAGAGAUUUAGACAGAAGUCCAAGGCAUCGUUUCUACUUUUGGCCAGUGCCCUGGUAAUCACAGACUUCUUUGGCCACCUCAUCAAUGGAGCUAUAGCAGUCUUUGUGUAUGCUUCUGAUAAAGACUGGAUCCGCUUUGACCAGUCGAACAUCCUUUGCAGUAUUUUUGGUAUCUGCAUGGUAUUCUCUGGUCUAUGUCCUCUUUUUCUAGGCAGUGUGAUGGCCAUUGAGCGAUGUAUUGGAGUCACCAAGCCAAUAUUUCAUUCUACGAAAAUCACAUCCAAACAUGUGAAAAUGAUGUUGAGUGGAGUGUGCUUGUUUGCUGUUUUCAUAGCUUUGCUACCCAUCCUUGGGCAUCGAAACUAUAAAAUUCAAGCAUCGAGGACCUGGUGUUUCUACAAAACAGAGCACAUCAAAGACUGGGAAGAUAGGUUUUACCUUCUACUCUUUUCUUUUCUGGGGCUCUUAGCCCUUGGCGUUUCAUUCUUGUGCAAUGCCAUCACAGGAAUUACACUUUUAAGAGUUAAAUUUAAAAGUCAGCAGCACCGACAAGGCAGGUCUCAUCAUUUUGAAAUGGUCAUCCAGCUCCUGGCUAUUAUGUGUGUCUCCUGCAUUUGCUGGAGUCCAUUUCUGGUGACAAUGGCCAACAUUGGAAUAAACGGAGAUCAUUCUCGGGAGACCUGUGAAACAACAAUUUUCGCUCUCCGAAUGGCAACGUGGAAUCAAAUCUUAGAUCCCUGGGUGUAUAUUCUGCUUCGGAAGGCGGUCCUGAAGAAUCUCUACAAACUCUCUCGGCGCUGCUGUGGGGUCCAUGUCAUUAGCUUGCACAUGUGGGAGCUUAGCUCCAUUAAAAAUUCCUUAAAGGUUGCUGCUAUUUCUGAGUCCCCAGUUGCAGAGAAAAUAAAUCAGCCAGCACCUGGUUUAAUAGGACAGUAAGGCAGUGUAGGUCUAGGGCAAUCAACAUUCAGGAAAGUUUAGUCAGUAUUUCAGUUAAUUGGAUGGAAACAGAAAGCCUAACUGGAAAAUUCAGACCUCAGCAGUUAGUUUGGAGGCACUUUUGUCGGAUUCAGCUGUUGAAAUUUGUGAAAUUCACUGUGCAAUUGCAUCUUUUCCCUUAUUAUUAUUAUUUUUUUUU